AUGGUGGCGCGGGCCUUCAUCCUGUUGGCACUCUUUGCAGAAGCCUCAGCAAAAUCAUGCAUUCCAAAUAAAGCAGAUGUCAUCCUUGUGUUUUGUUACCCCAAAACCAUCAUUGCUAAAAUCCCCGAGUGCCCCUAUGGAUGGGAAGUACACCAGCUGGCACUCGGGGGUGUGUGUUACAACGGGGUCCAUGAAGGGGGCUAUUACCAGUUCGUCAUCCCAGACCUAUCUCCCAAGAACAAGUCCUACUGCGGCACUCAGUCAGAGUACAAGCCCCCCAUCUACCACUUCUACAGCCACAUCGUGUCCAACGACAGCACAGUGGUUGUGAAGAACCAGCCUGUCAACUACUCCUUCUCCUGCACCUACCAUGCAACCUACCUGGUGAACCAGGCUGCUUUUGACCAGAGAGUGGCCACUGUUCAUGUCAAGAAUGGGAGCAUGGGCACAUUUGAAAGCCAGUUGUCCCUCAACUUCUACACUAACGCCAAGUUUUCCACCAAGAAAGAAGCUCCUUUCAUUCUGGAAACAUCCGAAAUCGGUUCAGACCUGUUCGCAGGAGUAGAAGCCAAAGGGCUAAGCACUCGGUUUAAGGUAGUCCUGAACAGCUGCUGGGCCACCCCCUCGGCUGACUUCAUGUACCCCUUGCAGUGGCAGCUGAUCAACAAGGGCUGCCCCACUGAUGAAACUGUCUUCGUGCAUGAAAACGGCAAGGACCACAGGGCAACUUUCCAAUUCAAUGCCUUCCGGUUCCAGAACAUCCCCAAACUCUCCAAGGUUUGGUUACACUGUGAGACAUUCAUCUGUGACAGCGAGAAGCUCUCCUGCCCAGUGAACUGCGACAAACGGAAGCGGAUGAUGCGUGAGCAGACAGGGGGUGUCCUGGUGGUGGAGCUGUCCUUGCGGAGCAGGGGACUCUCCAGCCUCUGUGAUUUCUCAGGUGUUCUUUAUCACCUCGUCCUGAUGCUGGGGAUCUGUGCUGUGCUAUAG
Microtus oregoni (creeping vole) is the source of this 990-nucleotide messenger RNA. RefSeq names its product tectorin beta (gene Tectb). The record is from RefSeq and is a predicted model, not a curated record. Gene Ontology annotation, cellular component: cell surface. The coding region runs from base 1 to 990 and encodes 329 amino acids. NCBI's taxonomy places the organism in Eukaryota, Metazoa, Chordata, Mammalia, Rodentia, Cricetidae. The transcript has 10 exons.